Molecule: messenger RNA, 612 nt
Organism: Pantherophis guttatus
Lineage: Eukaryota; Metazoa; Chordata; Lepidosauria; Squamata; Colubridae
Gene: CFAP90
Product: cilia and flagella associated protein 90
Source: RefSeq, a predicted model, not a curated record
AAAGAACUCUGCAAACGCACCAGCUGGGGCUAGGUGGGUGAUUAGUAGGGAAUGCAAAGCAAUCCAGUCUGCCAUUCAGCUGAACACUGGGCUUCACAAAGGAAUGCAAGGAGCCCAGAAUGGGAAAGAACCAGAGGAAGAGGAAGAGUUGGAAGAACUGGAAGGUGUCAAUGAGGCACUAAUAAGGAAACACCAGCUUCCACUCUCUGCACAGUCAGCCUUCAGCUACAUCCCACCCCGACGCAAGGAACCUCCAGAACUUAGUUAUUUUUACCAGGAGAGCAAGGCAGGAAUUGUUGCCCUGUAUGACUGCGUUUUCAAAAGACCAACCGGCUAUGAUGCAAAGCUCCAUCGGUGUGACAGAGAACACGCAAAAAGCAGAGGACUUCAUAUUAAUGACGAGGAAAAGAAAAGGCCUAUAGCUGUCUUGUCUUCUUCUGAAUAUGGGCGGCAUAUAAACAAACCUGUGGAAGAGCUAAUCCGAGACUACGUGCGCAUUAAUCAUGUAAAGGCAGAGUUCUACAGAAAAAAUGGAAUAGCUUGCUUGAUAGAAAAAUGAAUCCAACUUAAGAGUCUACUGUGAUAGAUACCUAACAGCAAGAUGGUAUCAAA